Molecule: messenger RNA, 2417 nt
Organism: Vollenhovia emeryi
Lineage: Eukaryota; Metazoa; Arthropoda; Insecta; Hymenoptera; Formicidae
Product: cytochrome P450 CYP12A2-like
Exons: 10
Coding region: 356-1948 (530 amino acids)
Molecular function (GO): oxidoreductase activity, acting on paired donors, with incorporation or reduction of molecular oxygen; iron ion binding; heme binding
Source: RefSeq, a predicted model, not a curated record
ACCUUGUUCCGCGGCCUUGCAGAUCAGUCAUCCGCGUGCAAGUGCAACCGUACCGAACUAGAGCGUCACAGAGCGCUCGUUACUCAGCCAGAUAAAUUCGCGAUCGCUCUCGGUGCAGAGCUUGCCUUGCAUGCUCGCGCUACGUUGCCUACGUCUGACCGAGUCACAAUAAUUCCGACUCGGUGGAACGACGAAAGUAAGGACGAGCGAAGCGAUUCUCGUUCGGUGUACGAGGAGCGAGGUGGUUCGACCGGAAGUGCCACGUGUCGAUCGUCGAGCCUACGGAAGUGAGAUACGCGCGCCCGUGGAAGAUUGUUCGAUUACGUUCGAUCAACAAAGUCGAGAGGCGUUCGGUAUGAUACAUGCCAGAUUUCUCAUUCGCGAGAUCAAUGGCUCGCGUUUGCCGUCAAAGGUGCAAUGUCGCGCCAAAUCGGUCGUGGCUUAUCCGAUCGAACAUAACGAAACGAAAGAUGCGGACAACGAGAUGCAGUACUCGCGGCCGACCAAAGAUAUUCCCGGCCCGAAAGCGUUGCCUUUGCUUGGCAAUUGGUUCAGAUUCCUACCAUAUAUAGGUGAAUACAGUAACCUAGACACUGUGUCGCAAAUGCGGAUGCUGCAUGAGCAGUACGGCGAUAUCGUUAAGUUGGACAAGGUAGGAGGCCGCAGAUCGACCAUCUUUCUAUUCUCACCGGAGUUUUGCGAGAAAAUGUAUCGGGUGGAAGGCGCGUGGCCGGUGAGGAUUGCUAUGGAGACUCUACAUCAUUAUCGCACGAACAGGGAGAGUAUCUACAAUGGGCAGUACGGCCUCGCAACAAGCCAGGGCAAAUUGUGGCAAGACUUCCGGUCAAAAGUCAAUCCACACAUGAUGCAACCGCGAACGGUUAAGGCACACGUAGCGCAGAUCAGCGAGGUGACCGGCGAGUUCGUGGAGAAGAUGCGGGCGCUGCGGGACCCGGAGACCCUGGAGCUGCCGGGCGACUUCAAGAACGAAUUGCAAAAGUGGGCCUUGGAGUCAAUAUGUUCGAUCGCGCUGGAUUGCCGGCUGGGGUGCUUGAAGCCUAAUCUCGCCGCCGACUCGGAACCGCAAAUAAUGAUUAAUUGCGUGCACGAGAUGUUCGAUCUCAUGUACCGCAUGGAAAUUCGGCUGUCUCUGUGGAAGGUAUACAAUACGCCGAAUCUCAAGAAGUUCUUCCGCGUGCUGGAUACGCUUAAUGGAAUCUCCAAUAAAUACAUCGAGCAGGCUAAGAUAAAGUACGAAACAAUGGACAAUAGCGCGGAAAUGGGCGACCAGAGUAUAUUACAGAAACUUUUGCGUAUCGACAAACAAACGGCACAGGUAAUGGCGCUCGAUAUGCUAACGGCUGGGGUUGAUACGACGGGCAACGUGUCCGGCAGCUUGUUGUACUACAUCGCGAAUAAUCCGGAGAAGCAGGAAAAACUGCGGGAGGAAGUAAUGUCCGUGUUGCCGGACAAAACAUCGCCCGUCACGCAGGACAUCCUAAAUCAGACGAAAUACGCUAAGGCCUGCAUCAAAGAAUCCCUUCGAUUGUUCCCCAUCGCUGUUGCCAAUCUGAGAACUAUGCAAACGGAUGUUUCCAUAGGAGGGUACAGAAUACCGGCAGGGUUCGAUGUCGUCGCUUGUCAUUCUCUGAUCGCGAAGGAAUCCACGCAGUUUUCGCAAAGGCAGGAGUACAUUCCCGAGAGAUGGUUGCGGGAUAACAUGGAGUUUCCAUCAGCCAAGGAGGCGCACCCCUUCGCGUACAUGCCUUUCGGAUUUGGCCCUCGCACCUGCAUCGGCCGACGAUUUGCCGAAAUGGAGCUCCAGACGUUGCUCUUGACAGUCAUACGAAAUUUCCGGAUCGAAUGGCAUCACGGACCGCUCGAGUACGAAAGUCGAUUUAUAAACACGCUGGUGUCACCGAUGCGAUUCAAGCUCGUCGAUCUGUAGACCGUCGCAAAAUCCUCCCGCGAUCGAUCCACGUGUUUCACGGAGAAAACUCGUCCUGGCGCGAUCUUUUUCCUUUAAUAAUUACGAGUGUCAGCGCGGCUAUACGAGCGUCCGACAAGCCAAAGAAGCCCGACGGAGGUGGAGAAGACGCCGUCGACCGACCACAAUUCUUACAAUUUUAAUCUACGCCCGAGGAAAGCGCGACAUUUUGCACCAAUUUUUUAGCUGCAAACUUUUUAGCCGGUGAAGACGCGCGCGCUUAUGUACGUGUGCGCUCACGUCUAAAUGGCAUAAAAAUGCAAGAGAUACAAAACUGUAAAUUGUACAUAUUGUCGGAAUUGUCUUUGGCGAUGUACCUUUUUGUAUUUAUAACUUUUUAUUUAUGGCAGCCUUGGGAAGGAACGCAGCUAUGCUAUUUUAUACCCAUUUGUAAUGCUGAUGACAAUAAAGUGAAAAAUACUUAUCAGAA